Fusarium mangiferae is the source of this 408-nucleotide messenger RNA. RefSeq lists its product as uncharacterized. The coding region runs from base 1 to 408 and encodes 135 amino acids. The transcript has a single exon. The record is from RefSeq and is a predicted model, not a curated record. NCBI's taxonomy places the organism in Eukaryota, Fungi, Ascomycota, Sordariomycetes, Hypocreales, Nectriaceae.
AUGUUCGAUGGACAUACAACACCGCAGAAGGAAGGAUUCAAUCGCCAUGGACGACUAUGGACGUCAGACUCUACCUCGUUCUCUUUGCAUACAGGAGAACUAGAUGGAAGAAUUGAUCUUACUGCCCAAGCAAGGGAAAUGUUGGAUCUGGAAUUAGCCGAGGCGCAGGGAAAGGUCAUCUGUGACGAAGGAACGUCGCCGCCAGGUGUACGUAAGCUAUGCGUUAUUGUCGGAAGCGAAAAGUCAAAGGAUGAAAGAUUCACGACACAGGACCUAGAGUAUUAUACUCUACUCGUUGCGCCCUCUGAUGAUCUCAGCACUAGUUCCUACCGAAGGGUUGGUGUUGGCAGGUUAUUGGAAAGUUGGAUCGACUUUGGCAAGCCCGAGUGCAUAGUCUAUAUAUCCUAG